Molecule: messenger RNA, 2150 nt
Organism: Halteromyces radiatus
Lineage: Eukaryota; Fungi; Mucoromycota; Mucoromycetes; Mucorales; Cunninghamellaceae
Exons: 7
Coding region: 18-2048 (676 amino acids)
Biological process (GO): mRNA processing
Cellular component (GO): nucleus
Molecular function (GO): RNA binding; metal ion binding
Source: RefSeq, a predicted model, not a curated record
CUACUACUUUUAUUGGGAUGAAGCCAGGCUUAAAAGAAUUUGUCAAUGAUCAAGUCUCGACCUAUUGUGAUGCUGAUCCAGAAAUAUUGACAAAUUAUAUCCUCGCUCUUAUUACUGAAUCCAAACACUCUACCGAUCUCGAUUCGUCUCUUAAGGAAAAACUGGAAGAAUUUUUUGAAGAUGAAACAAGUGGAUUUAUUGAACGAUUAGGUCAUUUCUUGAACCAACCUAUGACAGAAGAACCAAAAACUCCCACUGAAAAAGAAGAAGAAGAACAACCUCCAACACGCUCAUAUAACGAUGAAGAUGAAGAAGAUGAAGAAGAUGGUGAUCGAAGCUUCAAACAUCGUCGACCUAGACAAGACGAUAAUGACACUUCACUUAAACGACAAUUAUCACAACAGGAAGAUAACGAUAAUCCAAACAAAAUACGUCGUAGCUAUCGACCACAUCGUGAUGAUCCUUCAGCAAAUGAUAUUCCAAGUGGGCCUGCAUCAAUGUCAUCUUCAAGCAACCGACGCGGUGGAUAUCAAGGUAAAUUUAAUGGACGUGGUGGAUCAAGACGAAACUAUCUCUCAAAACCCAUGUGCAAAGACUAUAAUGAAAAAGGAUUCUGUGUGCGUGGUGAUCUUUGUCCUUAUGAUCAUGGAAGUGACACUAUUGUCUAUGAGGAAGGCAAUUCAUUCAAUAAUCGUUCAAAUCAAAUGAUGCCUUUGAUGCCUCCUGGUGCUCCAUUUUUCAAUAUGCCUAAUAUGCUUGGUAAAGAUACCUUCACUCCUGAAGAUAUGACAAUGAUGCAAAAUACUAUGGCAGCUUUCCCUAUGAACAUGCCUUCUGGAAUGAUGCCUAAUGCAGAAGAAAUGUUCAAGAAUAUGAUGCAAUUACAACAACAAAUGGGUGUUCGUGGUGGUUCCCCUAGGAGAGGUCGUGGUGGUGGUGGUCGUGGUGGUCAUAUGGGUGGAGAUCGAUACAGUAGCCGGCAACAACAACAACAACAACAACAACAACAACAACAACGUCAACAACAACAAAAACUCGUGACAGCAUUGGUAGUGGACAACAUUCCUCCAGAAAAAUGUCAAAUGACGACAAUCAACGAUUAUUUCAAGAAAUUUGGUACCAUCACAAAUAUUAGCUUACAACCCCAAAAAGCCAUUGUCCAAUUUAGUACUCGUGAAGAAGCGGAAGCGGCUUAUUCCUCUCCAGAAGUGAUCUUUGAUAAUCGAUUUGUCAAACUAUAUUGGCACAAGGAAACGGAUGAUACUUCUCAAGCCAAACUCAACAAUGGUAGUAGUCAUGGAACCUGGAAAACUCGUCCUAGUCGUGAUCAAACUCAUCCUCCAAGCAGCGAACCUGAUCCAUUGGCAGUUGCCGCUAAAGCAGCAGAAUUACAAAAACUACGUGAUGAAAAAGUGAAAAAGCGACAGGAACAAAUGAAAGCAGUAUUGGAUUUACAGAAACAAAAGGAACAAUUAUUACAACAACAGAUUGAUGAACAAAAGCAACUUUUGGCAAAAUUGAGUGACAAAUCUCUGACAUUGGCUCAAAAGGAAGAACUAUUGGCCUCUCUGAAGAAAAUUGCUUCUGAUAUUGAUGCUUCAAGAUCCAAUACUGUGGCUCCAAGGUCUCUUCCUAUCGAAAACUCAUCAUCAACCGAAACGUCAAACUACUUGAAAGAAAAGUUAGCCAGAUUGGAAGCAGAGGCAGCAUCUUUGGGUAUUCCUACAGAUCAAACUCAUCGACCACAAGUUGGUGGCUAUUAUGGUCAAGGUGGAUGGCAUGGAAGACCUGGUGCUGUUAUGAAACGUAGUCUAGACAAUCGUCCAACAAAAGUGAUGAUCAAGGAUAUCCCUCAAGAUACAAGCAAUGAAGAUCUACAAACUCAUUUCCAACAAUUUGGACGGAUAUUAUCCUUUGAAAGUGGACAAGAUGGUACCAUUGCUCAUUACUCACAAAGAUUCGAAGCAGAAAAGGCAAUGGCCAUUGGACCAAACUUCCCCGGUGGAAAAUUAUCAUUAUCUUGGUAUACCAACAACUCAUCAUCUUAGUUUUGAUAGAUCAUUAUAUAUAUUUUUCUUAUUAUAGUAUUUUUUUUUUUUUUCUCUUUGGAAUCUAUCCCCACUAGUUUUAGUUUAUUUAUUUAUCUAUCC